AUGGGUUUCAAACAGUUUUGCAAGGACAAUUUUGUAGCUGUCUCUCCAAAGAAGCUGAAGAAGUCUGAUCUUCAUAAUGUGGAGAUAAGCGUAGAGGACGACCCUUUCAAAAAGUCUGCUGUCAUCGAAGAUAAGAAGUUGGAUGUCGAAUCUUCAGUGACUGAGAGCUCCGAAAGUUUCCGCCCUCACCGAAACUUAAAGAACAGACACAUCCAAUUGAUUGGAAUUGGUGGUACAAUCGGAACUGCAAUUUUUGUGAGUAUCUCAGGGGCUUUAUUCAAAGGAGGACCCCUAUCGUUGUUCCUAGGGUUUACGAUUUGGUGUAUCCCAAUCUUGGCAGUAACGGCGUCAACUGCUGAAAUGGUAAGCUACUUGCCAAUUACUUCCCCUUUCAUUAGGAUGGCGGGAAUUUGUUGUGAUGACGCUUUGGAAUUUGUCUCUGGUUUGAAUUUUUGGAUUCUGACAGGCAGUUUGAUUCCCUACGAAAUCGUUGGUGUCAACACAAUUAUUCACUAUUGGUCCGAUAGCUAUUCUCCUGCGAUAACUAUUUGUAUUCAAAUCGUGUUGUAUUUUUUGAUCAACCUGUUUUCCGUGGGUAUUUAUGGCGAAACAGAAUUUUGGUUAAGUGUCUGGAAAGUCUGUCUUGCUGUUGGACUCAUGUUUUUCACAUUGGUGACCAUGUCUGGUGGUAACCCAUUGAAUGACGCCUAUGGAUAUAGAAACUGGAAUUCUCCUUCACCGAUGAUGGAAUACAUCAGUGUAGGUGCACUAGGUAGAUUUCAAGGUUUUAUCGCCUGCCUGAGUCAAGCGUGUUUCACCAUUUCAGGUCCCGACUACGUGAGUUCCGUCGCUGGAGAGAGUGCCAAUCCAAGAAAAACUCUACCAACCGCAUUCAAACAAGUGUUUUACAGAUUGACGUUCAUUUUUAUUAUCGGAGUACUGUGUAUCGGUACAGUAUGCUCUCCAAGAGAUCCUCACUUGAUUGCCGCUUUAGAGGAGGGUCGGCCAGGUUCCGGUUCUAGUCCUUACGUCAUUGCGAUGGACAAUUUGAAAAUCAAAGUUUUGCCUCAUGUUGUGAAUGGUGCAUUAGCUCUGUCUGCGUUCUCGUCUGGUAACUCGUACACUUAUUGUUCCUCCAGGGUGUUGUAUGGGUUAGCUUACACUGGAAAGGCUCCAAAGAUUUUCGCCUACUGUACAAAGAGUGGUAUUCCCUUAUACAGUGUUCUUAUGUCUCUUUGUUGGGCGUUCCUUUCGUUUUUAGAAAUGAACACUCAGUCGCAAAUUGUGCUAGUAUGGAUUAUUAACCUGGUUACGUCGUCGCAACUGCUGAACUACACGAUUACAAUGCUCACAUACACAAGAUUUUAUGCGGCGUUGAAACACAAGGGAAUAGAAAGAAAAUCACUCCCAUUCUAUGCGUGGUUCCAACCCUACACUGCAAUAUUUGGAGGUUUUUGCACCUUCUCCAUGAUUUUUAUCAGUCAGUACCUGCUUUUCUACCCUUCAAGAGAGUAUUGGGCCAUCAGCACCUUCCUGUUUGCAUUCCUUUCACUAUUUGUCAUUAUAGCUUUGUUCAUAGCGUACAAGCUUGUGUUCCGAACGAAAUGGAAAUCUGUUGACGAAAUUGACUGGGAAUUAGAACUUCAAGAGGUAGAGAGAGAUCAGGCGUAUUUCGAUGAAUUAGCUUACUAUGACAACAACGCCAAAAAACCAUGGUACGAUAAACUCAUUGCCAUUCUAGUAGGAAACAACAAAUGA
Komagataella phaffii GS115 is the source of this 1758-nucleotide messenger RNA. RefSeq names its product Aminophospholipid translocase (flippase) that maintains membrane lipid asymmetry in post-Golgi secre. Gene Ontology annotation, molecular function: amino acid transmembrane transporter activity. The coding region runs from base 1 to 1758 and encodes 585 amino acids. The transcript has a single exon. Gene Ontology annotation, cellular component: membrane. The record is from RefSeq and is a predicted model, not a curated record. Gene Ontology annotation, biological process: amino acid transmembrane transport. NCBI's taxonomy places the organism in Eukaryota, Fungi, Ascomycota, Pichiomycetes, Pichiales, Pichiaceae.